CGGCUCAUUUCGACGUUAGAGUCGAACGGUGGUACAUAACUCGACAGCUGAUCUCUCGGAGUGUUGGUGGUGCGUCUUUUAGAUCGGCCUCUCCUUGCGUCCCUUUUUUUCUCUCUUUCUUUUUCUUUCUUUCUUUCUUUCUCUCUUUCUCUCUCUCCUUCUGUCUGUCUCUCUCUCUCUCUCUCUCUCUCUCGCUUUUUCUCUAUUUCUUAUCCCUGAUUAUUAAACUCUACCGUCAUAAACAAUCUUGCGUCAAAAUAUUAAGUGUGCUUCCUGUGUACUUGAACCGAUAAGCCCACGCAAGUCCGGUGUGGGGCUUUUAUUUUUUACCUGGGUGGUUAAAAAAAAAAAAAAAAAAGAAAAAGAAAGAGAAAAGAAAGAAAUGAGAGAUUAAAAAAGGAAAAAAAAAAACAAAAAAAAAAAACAAAAAACGAAAAGAAACAAAAAGAAAAAAAAAAGCAGAAGAAGAGGAUUAGAAAAGUGGGCGAAAAAAAAGUGUCAUGAAUCGUCGGGUGCGUUAUCGGUAACGGAGAAACAAAAGGAUCUUUUGUUAAGAAGGCAUCCACGAUCCACUAUAGUGAUAGUUCGAAUUUAAGUGUACCUUCGAGAAUCGCUGCUUUAUCCGUUUCUUCUUUUUUUUCUUCUCUUUUUCUUUCUUUUUUUUUUUUUUUUUUUCUUUCCUUUUCUGUUCCCUUCUUUUUUUCUUUCUUUUUUGUUUGUUUGUUUGUUUGUUUGUUUGUUCCGUGAAAAAGAAGAAAAUAAAAUAAAUAAAUAACGGGAGGAUUUCUACUGCGUCGAUAGGGGAUUAUCCAAAUAAAAAGGAACAACCCGAGGAUGCUUCGAGUUUUCUUCAGUGGGUUAUGAAUUCGGAUAUUACGGAGAAACACCAAACCCAUCAGCAUCAGCUCGUCGUUCUAAGAAACAUUGGAUUAUGGCAGAUUUGAAGAAUCUCAGUUUGAGUGGGGGAGGUGGAUCGAGAUAUAAUGGCGACGAGCAGGUACAAUUUAUUGCCGGUGGAAGUCAUCAAGUGACAAUCAGAUCACCACCGCCAUCUUUACAUUUGGAGAACCUCAAUAAUGCGGUCCUGGGAGGCUCACAGAACAAUCUUCAGUGCAGUUGCAACGGUGUCACGUCAAACGGGUCCGCAGGCACAGCUUGUACGGGAGGAGUGCUUGCAAGGAAAGUUCCAAAUCAUAGCGGCGCCAGUCCUGGGCAAGGAAACAAAAGGCCGGCUGUUUCACUGACGCAUCUACCAAAAAGGCCACCGGUCGACAUCGAGUUUAAAAAUCUCGCCUACAGCGUUUCCGAGGGCAGAAAACGAGGUUACAAGACGAUCUUAAAAUGUGUAAACGGAAAAUUCAGAUCCGGCGAAUUGACGGCCAUAAUGGGUCCUUCGGGUGCCGGAAAGAGUACACUGAUGAACGUUUUGGCUGGUUACAAAACGUCUCAUCUGAGCGGAUCGGUAUUAAUAAAUGGAAAGGAUAGAAAUCUUCGAAGAUUUCGAAAGAUGUCCUGUUAUAUUAUGCAGGAUGAUCGAUUGCUUCCACAUUUGACUGUUCACGAGGCCAUGACAGUGUCUGCGAAUUUAAAAUUAGGCAAAGACAUUAGUGCAACGGCAAAAAAAGUUGUGAUCGAAGAAAUUAUCGAGACUCUUGGAUUAAGCGACGCCAGCAAUACUCAAACUCAUAAUCUUAGUGGCGGACAAAGAAAGAGACUGUCAAUUGCUUUGGAGCUCGUCAAUAACCCUCCGGUUAUGUUCUUUGAUGAGCCCACUUCUGGCUUAGACAGCUCCUCCUGCUUCCAAUGUUUGAAUCUACUCAAAUCCUUGAGUCGAGGAGGAAGAACUAUCAUAUGCACGAUACAUCAGCCUAGUGCAAGGCUAUUCGAGAUGUUCGAUCAUUUGUAUUUACUAGCCGAAGGGCAAUGUAUAUAUCAAGGCAAUGUAGGCGGUCUCGUACCAUUUUUAUCAUCGAUGGGUCUCGAUUGUCCAAGUUAUCACAAUCCUGCAGAUUACGUUAUGGAAGUUGCAUGCGGGGAACACGGUGAGUGCGUUCACAAAUUAGUAAUGGCUGUGAAUAAUGGCAAAUGCAACAAUUAUCAACAUCAUCAAGCUGCGAUAGCGGCAAGUCAAACGGUUUCGAAUGAUAUUGCUAAGCAAUCACCUACUCAAGAACAAACCAAACCAGAAGCUGGUAGCUUGAUACCAAAUGGUGUUGCAAAACCAGCUGCCGAUGGUACGGUCAUCAAUAUGCCAAUUUCUUGCACGACUUCUUUGCUCGACAGUGCCGAAAGUAUAGAGCAAAAAGUUGGCUUCCCGACCAAUGGAUGGGUGCAGUUUUGGAUUCUCCUUAAGAGAACCUUCCUUUCGCAGUUAAGAGACAUGACAUUAACGAGAACAAGGCUGAUUUCUCACAUAAUCGUUGGUUUUCUCAUCGGUGCUAUUUAUUAUGACAUCGGUAACGAGGCCUCGAAAGUUAUGAGUAAUGCCGGAUGCGUCUUUUUCACGGUGAUGUUUCUUAUGUUCACUGCUAUGAUGCCUACCAUACUCACAUUUCCCACAGAGAUGGCAGUGUUCGUGAGAGAACAUUUAAAUUAUUGGUACUCAUUAAAAGCUUUCUAUUUUGCUAGAACUCUAGCCGACUUGCCCUUUCAGAUAAUCUAUUCCAUAGCUUAUGUUAUGAUAGUCUACUUUAUGACUUCGCAACCAUUAGAGACUGAAAGGUUUCUCAUGUAUCUAAAUAUAUGCGUAUUAACAUCAUUGGUAUCACAAUCCAUCGGUUUGUUAAUAGGUGCUGCAAUGAGCGUCGAGAGUGGGGUUUUUAUCGGUCCGGUAUCAUCGGUUCCGAUCGUCCUAUUCUCCGGUUUCUUCGUUAACUUUAAUGCGAUACCAUCAUAUCUAAGGUUCCUUUCUUAUGUGAGUUACGUCAGAUAUGGCUUCGAAGGUGCCAUGAUAUCAGUUUAUGGUUACAAUCGUGCUAAGCUAAAGUGUUCUGAUGCAUACUGCCAUUUCAAGAGCCCGACAAAAUUUCUAGAGGAGAUGUCGAUGGAGAACACCGUUUAUUGGGUAGACGUUGUAGCCCUUGUUGGCUUCUUACUCGGUCUAAGAGUCGUCGCCUAUUUCGUCUUAAGGCUGAAACUUCGAUCUCUUCGUUGAAAUCGAUUAGACGACGUCGAUGCUCCGAUGGCAGACAAUAACAUGAAAGAACAAAGAAAAUAAAAAGAGAAAGAGAAAGAGAAACGAAAGCACGAACAUAUUCAAAGGGAUGAUUCUUCGUGGCCCAAGAAAAUUUUGCCUGACUUUUUUCAGAAAGAGAAAAGAAAAAGUAAAAAAAAAGAAAAAAAAAAAAAAAAGAAAAAGUAAAAAAAAAAAAGAAAACAAAACAAAUACAAAAAAAAGAGAGAGAGAGAGAGAGAGAGAAGAGAAAAAGAAGUAAGCUCCUUCGACGCGUUUUUACUUCCAUCGGAGAAGAGCUUCGAUCGAGACUGGAUCGGAUUUUCCAAUGCCAGACACUUUUUUGACAUAAGCUAUCCAAUGAUAUUGUCAUUAGCAUUUUUAUAAUAAGAGAAAGAGAUCUCCCACAAUGUUUCUGACGUUGGAAAAUGAAUUAUGGAAGUAAGCGAUAAAAAAGAGAGAGAGAGAGAGAGAGAGAGAGAGAGAGAGAGAGAGAGAGAGAGAGAGAGAGAGAGA
Vespa velutina is the source of this 3688-nucleotide messenger RNA. RefSeq names its product ATP-binding cassette sub-family G member 4 (gene Atet). The transcript is spliced from 12 exons. Gene Ontology annotation, cellular component: plasma membrane. NCBI's taxonomy places the organism in Eukaryota, Metazoa, Arthropoda, Insecta, Hymenoptera, Vespidae. Bases 932 to 3154 code for a protein of 740 amino acids. The record is from RefSeq and is a predicted model, not a curated record. Gene Ontology annotation, molecular function: ATP binding; ATP hydrolysis activity; ABC-type transporter activity.